GUAGGAUAAAAUCUUCAAUUUUAAUGUCAACGCUACGAUGCACCACUGACGUUUUGCGCACGAGCUCCAACUGAAUAAUGAAGCUGGGGAGGCCAGCUCUGCUGCAGCUGCAGAAGUCUAUUCUAUCCCCAUCUCUCCGACCGAGACAGACAUCCCAAUGGCUUGGCCUUGGCACAAGAUGUCGAACAGCGCACCAACCUCGGAGGAGUUAUGCUUCGAUAUCAGCUGCAGAGCUACAAUUUGGACAGCCAGUUCAUGAAACGCAUCCCCAUCUGUUAAGAGCUGGAGAAAUCACGCCAGGAAUAACUGCUCAGGAAUAUGCAGACCGACGAUCAAGACUUGCUGCAAGCCUACCAGACAACGGCAUAGCAAUUCUUGCCUCAUCUAAUACGAAAUACCGGUCAGGAGCCGUUUUCUACGAGUUUCACCAGGAGCCAAACUUCUUCUACCUGACUGGAUUCAAUGAACCCGAGGCUGUGGCGGUAAUUCAAAAAGUUGGGUCGUCUGCAGACUAUAUCUUCCACCUCUUUGUUCGCCCCAAAGAUUCAAAAGCAGAGCAAUGGGAUGGAGCCAGGAGUGGGGAACAGGCAGGCCUUGAUGUGUUCAAUGCAGAUGAGUCGGGAGACAUCAACCACUUGCAUACACUACUCCCACGUUUGAUAUCAGGAGCAAAUGAAAUCUAUACAGAUAUAGUAAAAUGUUCUGGAUUUGGUCGAUUCUUCCGGAAUCAAGAUCUCGUACCGAACGACUUCCAGAGAAUGAUCAAAGACAGCAAAGUCAAGCCAUUGAAACCGUUGAUGCAUGAGUUAAGAAUCCUCAAGAGCGAGGCAGAGGUUGCAAACAUGCGUCUUGCUGGGAAGUACUCCGGGCGAGCAUUUACCAACGCUAUGCGCCGCCAGUGGUCCAAGGAGAAGGACUUGGGCGCCUUUCUCGAUUACGAGUUCAAGAUUGGUGGCUGUGACACCACAGCAUAUGUCCCAGUUAUUGCAGGGGGCCAAAAUGCACUCAGUAUUCAUUAUGUCCGUAAUGAUGAUAUCCUGAAAGAGGGCGAGAUUGUCCUGGUCGACGCUGGUGGAGAAUACGGUGGCUAUAUUGCAGAUAUCACGAGGUCGUGGCCUAUCAAUGGGAAGUUUUCGGAUCCUCAACGAGAUCUCUACGAAGCUAUUCUUCGAGUUCAACGAAGCACUAUCUCUCUCUGCAGGGAGAGUGCGAACAUGACGUUGGACAAGCUCCACCAGAUCACGGAGCAUGGACUGAAAGAAGCUCUUAAACAACUUGGAUUUGAUAUGACGGGAGAUUCUUUGGAUGUCCUCUUCCCGCAUCAUGUUGGCCAUUACAUUGGUUUGGAUGUUCAUGACUGUCCUGGUUACCCCAGAUCAGUGCCACUGAAAGCUGGCCACUGUGUAACAGUUGAACCUGGGAUUUACGUGCCAGAUGAUAAUCGUUGGCCAGAACAUUUCCGCGGCAUCGGGAUACGUAUUGAAGACAGCGUUUGUGUUCAGGAUGAUUCACCUUUGAUUUUGACAACAGAGGCUGUCAAAGAAGUUGUAGAUAUAGAGGCAUUGCGUAACUAA
Molecule: messenger RNA, 1574 nt
Organism: Hyaloscypha bicolor E
Lineage: Eukaryota; Fungi; Ascomycota; Leotiomycetes; Helotiales; Hyaloscyphaceae
Exons: 3
Coding region: 78-1574 (498 amino acids)
Cellular component (GO): mitochondrion
Molecular function (GO): manganese ion binding; metalloaminopeptidase activity
Source: RefSeq, a predicted model, not a curated record